Messenger RNA from Rosa chinensis, 2149 nucleotides. RefSeq lists its product as uncharacterized. The transcript is spliced from 2 exons. The record is from RefSeq and is a predicted model, not a curated record. NCBI's taxonomy places the organism in Eukaryota, Viridiplantae, Streptophyta, Magnoliopsida, Rosales, Rosaceae. Bases 1406 to 2149 code for a protein of 247 amino acids.
UCCAUCUUAUGGAUGAUGAUGAUAGUAGAAAGUGGUUAGAGCAUUACCAAAAGUGAUAGAGAUGUAAGUGGGACGUUAAUGGAUUUGAAUAUCACACCCGUGAGAAAAAAAGAGAUAGAGAAACAAAUAAUUAAAAGUUACUGCAUCCCCAUUGCCCCAUCAUCAAGGUUUUAAAUCACAGGAACUGAAGAGGAAGAGUAGAAGAUUGAUAUAAUGGAAGAUCCUCAGAACGAGACCAGCAACAAGGAUUUCAUCAUGGAGGUGGAGAUUCCGGUGGAUGAUCCGUCGAGUACUCCACGUGAAAUGGCAUGUGGUCAUCACCAUGGGCUUACAAGGCAGCAGAGUAUGUCUAGGACGCCGAGUGCUAGCUGCCUUUGCUCCCCAACCACUCACGUAGGUUCAUUCCGGUGCCGGCUCCACCGUUCUCCCAGCCUCAAUAAGUCUUCGAGCUUCCAGAACAGACCGAGCCUCCAGAGAACAAAGAGCAGCAUGGAAUAUGGAUCAUCAUCGCCGCGCCAAGGAAGAAUCGAGGCCACAUCCAAGCCUGCUGCAGGCUAGCAAGCUAAUACUUGCUCAUUUACAAACUUCAUGAGCAUGAUCAUAAUAAUGUCAAAAAUAAGAAUACUAUAAUUCAGUUUUUAAUUAUGAGCAAAAUAAGUACCCUGUCGUUGUUACUAUUCUCAUAUUCACAUCUCUAUGGUUUUUUAGGUAGAGUUUCUGAGACAUUGCAUUCUCUUUAAUUGUAUUCAUCAUCCAUAAUUUUUAUUGAGCAAUUAAGCUGGAAAUGUAAUUCAUGGUCCGGGGUCCUGAUAUGAGACCAAUACAUUAGUUUUGCAUGCAGCAGCUACCAGCUUGGUAGCAAUGCUUUCAGACACUCAAAGCAAACGCAACUUUUGGCCGGAAUAAUAUAAAUGUGCUCUUCGAGUUAUGAAAGCAUUUUUUAAGAGUAUUCUGAGAAACCGAAGUGUUAAAGAUAAUCAAUCUUCCUCAAUCACUAGCCAUUGAUAUUGUUGAGCAUUAAUCUAGGAUCAGUUUUGCUAUUGUUACAAAUAUCGAUAGAUGUAGCCUAUACUGCUGUGCAUCAAUCUAGGAUUAAUAGUUUUGAUAUUGUUUUAAAUGUAGUUAUUAUAGCAUUGCAAAACUGAUGCUAUUUCUCCUAUAUAUUGUAAACAUUGUAUAUGUACAAAUCAAUGAAUUACAAUUUCUACAUGGUAUCAAUAGUCUAAGGUGUCAAAUUUACCUCCUGUGUCUUCUUCCUCCUUCCCUAUCUCCAUGGCCUCUUCCUCGUCCAACCCUCCCUCCCAAAAUACUGCUUAGUUCACCAAACUUACAGAAACAAAUUAUCUUGUAUGGCUUCGUCAGCUAAAACCAUAUCUUCAUGGUGCGAAACUCUGGGGAUAUAUAGAUGGGUCUAUCCCUGAACCUUCUGCCACCAAAACACAACCUGCUAGUGAAUAAGGCACACCUGCUGCAACCAUUCCCAAUCCUGAGCAUGAAACCUGCUUCACUACUGACCAUCAAAUCGUUAGCAUCCUCACCACUUCCCUUUCUGAAAAUGUGGCGCGUCUCACCAUUGGCUUUGAUACAUCAAAAGGGAUAUGGGACUACCUCGCCCGCCAUUUCUCCCAAAAAUCUGUCGCCAGUGCCACAACCCUCAAACUUCGGGUCUUUGAUCUUCAAAAGGGUUAUCAAUCUGUUGUUUCACCUCCAACAAGCCAAGUCCAUUGAUGAUUCCCUAGCCUCUAUUAAUCAACCUGUCUCUGAUGCUGAUCUGGUUGUGGCCACACUUCAUGGACUUGGACCAGAUUACCUGAUGCUUCGUACUGCCCUUGCUCAGUCUUCCUCUCUUCCAGAUUUCUCUGACCUUCGAGCCCGGAUCCUCGCUUUUGAGGCUCAGCAAACCCAAUCACUAGAUUCUACUACUACCGCGGACUUGUUUCACCAUGGCUCCAACCCAGCUGCACUGCCUCGUGCCCUAACCCAGGAUGCAACUGCACAGCCCCGUGGCCCUUCUCCUCGCCGUGAAUGCCGCCGGCCCUCAUAUGGCGGUCGCAACAACCAGCGCUACCGUCGUGGUGGUGGAGCACGUUCCCAGUUCCAAAACUUUGCGUUUAAUCCAAAUGCAAAUUUUGAGAAAAGGGAAUAUUGA